This is a messenger RNA of Lemur catta (Ring-tailed lemur), 2422 nucleotides long. RefSeq names its product SLAM family member 6 (gene SLAMF6). The transcript has 9 exons. Bases 247 to 1215 code for a protein of 322 amino acids. The record is from RefSeq and is a predicted model, not a curated record. Gene Ontology annotation, biological process: positive regulation of type II interferon production; T-helper 17 cell lineage commitment; T cell activation. Gene Ontology annotation, cellular component: external side of plasma membrane. Lineage: Eukaryota; Metazoa; Chordata; Mammalia; Primates; Lemuridae.
UUUAUGACAGAAUGGCAACGAUGUUGACUGCCUCACAUUCCCCAGCACCGGUCUCCACCGCUGAGAGCAUGUUCUGGCUGUUCCAAUCUCUCCUGCUUGUCUUCUGCCUUGGCCCAGAUGGAAACUUGUCAAACUUUAAUGUGCAUGUAAAUUGCUUGGGGAUCUUAUUAAAAUGCUGAUUCUGGGAUGCAGACUAAGAUUCUGCAUUGCUAACAAGCUCCGCGGUGACAACUAUGCUGCCUGUCCAUGGACCACACUUUUAAUAGGCAUGUAGUUUCACGAAACAGCUCAACUCCAUUGACAGUGAAUGGAGUUCUAGGGGAGUCGGUAACUCUUGCCUUGAAGUUUCCUGAAGGAAAGAAGGUCGAUUCCAUCACCUGGCUUUGCAGUGGAACUUCUAUUGCCUUCAUAAAGCCAGAUGAAGCCAAAAGUCCAACCAUCCAUGUGACCAAUCCAAAAUGGGGAAAGCGACUGAGCUUCACCUCGUCCUACUCCUUGCAUCUCAGCAACCUGACGAUGACAGACACAGGAUCUUACAGUGGCCAGAUGACCACAGGGACCUCUAUAACACUUUCCAGCUAUACUCUGAGGGUCUUCGAAAAAUUGAGGAACAUACACAUUACCAGCCACAGUGUACUAUCUGGGAAUAGGACCUGCGAGAUCCGCCUGACCUGCUCUGUGGAGAAUCCAAAUGGCAAUGUCUCAUUCAGGUGGCAGGCCUCAGGAAACAUACUUCUAAGUGAACCAAACCUCACUAUCUCCUGGGACCCCCAAAAUUCCAGUGAACAAAACUACACCUGCGUAGCUCAGAACCCCGUUGGCAAUUUAUCCUCCUCUGUCUCUGCCCAGAACCUCUGCAAAGGUGUUAAGAAAAAUCCACACCCAGAUAUCAUAUGGCUUAUGAUUGUGGCUCCAGGGAUAUGCAUAGUCUUCAUUGUGCUGUUUUUAUAUGUUUGGAGAAAAAAAAGAGGUUCCCAUUAUUUGUCUCCAUGGCAAGGCCAGGGUCCGGCAGAGUCCACAAGGAACACAGAGAAUGUUUCAGUCUCUCCAGCCAGCAGCACUGUGUAUGCUUCAGUCACUCAUCCCAACAGGGAAACAGAAAUCCCAACACCUAUGAAAAACAAUGAUUCUGUCACAAUUUACUCCACAGUUAAUCAUUCCAAAGAGAAUAAACCCACUUCUCCCAGGGCAACUGCCCUUGACAACGUUAUGUAAGUUGCUGAAAGGUCUCAAAGGAAUUCGGGAAUGAUAUAUCUUCUCCUGAUCCCAUGGAGAGGACAAAGAGCAGGAAGCUUGAGUUUGUGCCUGGCAACAGAAUCUGAAUAUCUAGGAUAUCACCUCCAGUCCUUCAGACUUGAACCUGCUUGCCUAGGUCAUAUACCUAAGGAUAACAUCAUUUCCAGCACGCGAUCCAAAUAUUUUCCAGUUCACUCUGGACCAAAACAUGCUUCAGAUAUCACAACUGAGUAUUGACUUUCUCUUUGGUAACUGAGCAAAUGGAAUUAUGGUUGACAGAGAGAUUAUGGAUUUCGGAUUUUUGGAUUUGGUAUGCUCAAUUUGUACAACGUUUACUAGACAUAUCACCUGGGACAUAUUACCUAAUCUCUUGGAGCUUUUGUCUCCUAGACUGGAAAAGUGGGAGGAUGGUAAUACAUUAGCUCCGUUGCUCAAGCCAAGAAUCUAAGUCAUCCUUGACUCCAGCUUCUCUAUCACCAGGCCCUUUGGACUCUACCUCAAAAAUAUAUCCUGGACCUAUCUAUCCACUUCUCUCCAACUCCUUGACCACCAUCCUUUAUUCAGCCAUCACCACCUGGAACCUGGAACCUAUAACAACCUUGGAACUGCUCUCCCCAGUUUUGCUCUUGGCCCCUUUCAAUCAAUUCUCCACAAGAUAGUCAGAGUAAUGUUUUUAAUAGAAAGCAGAUCUUUGACUUGCCAGCUAAAGCCCUGCAGACUUCCCAUUGCACUCAGAAUGAAAUCCAGUCUGCAUGACCCUGGAUAGUCUGACCAAUCUCCAGCCUCAACUAGCAUCACUUUCCCCACACCCUCUCUAUUUAGCCUGCUUGAUCGUCUUUCAGCUCCUCUGUUAGAGGAAAAGGUUCUCUAUAUUAAAGUCAUUUACAUCUGCCUGAAGGCCCUUCCUCUGCCUCCUGGGUUCCUCUUUAUUCUUUAUUCAUAGCUUAAAUAUGUAACCUCUUAAGGGAGACUUUCCCAGACUUCUCUACCUAAAAUGGAUCCUCUUAUUAUUCUGUCACAUCUUCCAUGUCAUUUAUCAUUAAAUGACAUUAAAUAUUUAUUUUUAUUUUUUAAUGUCUAUUUCUCCCACUAUUUAGAAAUGAUGACUGUUUUGUUUAUCAUUGUAACCCUAGCACCUAGCAUAAUAUCUAGCAUGUUGCAAAUGUUCAAUAAAUAUUUUUUAAUA